Molecule: messenger RNA, 5548 nt
Organism: Maniola jurtina (meadow brown)
Lineage: Eukaryota; Metazoa; Arthropoda; Insecta; Lepidoptera; Nymphalidae
Gene: Vgn
Product: vitellogenin-like
Exons: 7
Coding region: 110-5428 (1772 amino acids)
Biological process (GO): lipid transport
Molecular function (GO): lipid carrier activity
Source: RefSeq, a predicted model, not a curated record
UUAUAUAUUAUAAGUAUUAAGUAUAUAAGGUCUGGUGAGAUCGGGUCCAAGCAGAAGUCUUCUUCUCCGAGAACUGACAACAUCUAGAUUAUAGGAAUAGUGUUGGAUCAUGAAGAUUUUAGUGCUUGCGGCCGUUUUAGUGGCCGUUGCACUAUGCCGUCCCAGUAGUGAUCAGGAUACCGAAGAGCAAUCCCAAUGGCCCUGGAAGGUCGGCACAUUAUACCGUUACGAUGCAGAAACACAUACCUUAGCCUAUCACCAGGAGGGAGCCAGUACAGGGAACACCUACAGAACACGAGUUGUCGUACGCGUUAAAGCCCCUGGCCAUCUGGAAGUAAGAUUGGAAAAUCCAGAAAAUGCUCAAAUUCACCAGGAGUUAAAACGCCACGAACCCAUGCCUAAAGACCUGCAGUACAAAGAAGGCCCUAAACUUGACAAGCCUUUCGAGAUUUUCUUAGUCGGCGGUAGAGUAAAGUCUCUACGCUUGCCUGCGUCUCUGUCUCUGGCUCAGGAGAACUUAAUCAAGGGUCUCGUUGGUGCUCUCCAAGUAGAUCUAUCUACUUACCGCAAUGUUCACAGUUCACACGAUACGUUCGACAAGAGCACUAAACAAGGCUUGUUCAGAAAGAUGGAAACUGACGUCACUGGUGAUUGUGAAACGCUGUACUCUGUGUCCCCUGUUACGGGCGAGUGGAGGCGAGAGCUCCCAGAAUUCGCUACAGAGGAGGAACCGAUCGAAAUCACGAAGAGCAAAAACUAUGGUCACUGCCAUCACAGAGUCGAUUACCACUUCGGUGUUCCCGAAGGUGCUGAAUGGACCGGUACUGCGCAUAGUUCCAAAAAGGAACAGUUUAUAAACAGAGCUACCGUCUCUAGAAUUCUUGUCGGCAAAGAUGGACCCAUUUACAAAGCUGAGACGACAAGCACUGUUAACGUUAACCCUCAUUUGUAUGGCAAGCAACGAGCUGAAGUGCACAGCAAGGUCAGCGUUCGAUUAGUCUCUUACGAACAGGACUCUGAGCCUGAAUGGCCGAAACUAGUAGAAGCUCGCGAAAUCCUUAAUCUGUUAUACACUUUGACACCAAAACAGGUUAACAUCGACGACAGUUCAGCCUCAUCUGAAUCGUUUGAGAAAGAUAUUCAUAUCGAAAAUUAUCAGCGAGCCCGCCGUUCAGCUAAACCGAAAUCGGUAGUGACUAUUGAUAAAGUAAUCAUGAAGAACCGUGUAAGCAAUGAAGACAGUUCAUCGAGCUCUAGUGAAUCUGCCUCUGCUUAUGUAAACGACGACAUUCCUCACGACAAUGAACCAGCCUACGCCGCUUUGUACAUGAACCCCCAGCCCCAUGGCGAUAAGAAACAGAACCCCAUGAACGCACAGAAACUCGUCCAGGAAAUGGCCCAUCAAUUACAAAACCCGAACAAUAUGCCCAAAGCAGAUUUUCUAACUAAAUUCAACAUCCUUCUUCGCGUUAUUUCUUCUAUGAGCUACGGCCAACUGAGUCAAACCAGUCGGAGCAUAGAAAUAGCAAAGUCAAGCAACGACAUUGUGAAGACUGAUAUGUGGAUGAUCUACAGAGACGCUGUGGCUCAAGUGGGUACGAUGCCAGCAUUCCAACAGAUCAGAACAUGGAUCGAGAAGAAGACAUUGGAAGGGGAAGAGGCUGCUGAAGUUGUUGCAGUACUAUCAAGGUCUCUACGUUAUCCUACCACAGGUGUUAUGAGGCAAUUCUUCGAACUGGCGAUGAGCCCUGUGGUCAAAGAACAGUUAUACCUCAACAGCUCUGCAUUGAUUGCCGCUACCAAGUUCAUCAAUAUGGGUCAAGUAAACAAUGAAACCGCGCACCGGUUCUAUCCUACACAUAUGUAUGGCCGGCUUUCAAAAAAACAUGAUCGCUUUGUCGUAGAUGAGAUUCUCCCUCGUCUUAGUCAGGAACUGAGUCAAGCUAUCGAAAAAGAAGAUAGCCACAAAGCGCAAGUAUACGUAAGAGCUAUUGGCAACCUCGGUCACCGUGCUAUCUUAGAUGUUUUCGCUCCAUAUCUUGAAGGCAAAAUCGCAGCAUCUACUUACCUCAGAACAAGAAUGGUAGAAAACCUCCGCGUGCUCGCUUACCAAGGAGACCACCAUGUGCGUGCUGUAUUAUUCAGCAUUCUUAAGAACACAGCUGAACCUUAUGAAGUCAGGGUAGCUGCUAUUCACAACAUUUUCAUGGGUCGCCCCACAACCGCUAUGAUGCAGGCAAUGGCUCAAAUGACUAAAGAAGAUCCCAGUAUCCACGUCCGAGCUGUCCUUAAAUCAGUGAUUUUAUCAGUUGCUGAACUCAAAAAUCCACGUUACUUCCAUCUUUCGCAGACCGCUGCAGCCGUUAGAGACAUGGUAACGGAAGAACACUUUGGUAUGCAAUACUCCAGUAAGAAGGCCACUGAAUUCUUGGAGCGUGAUGAUGAAUGGGGCAUUACCAAUUUUAUAUCCAGCAUUGGCAGCAAGGACACCUUAUAUCCUAAGUCUUGGAAAUAUACUUGGAAAAACAGAAUUGGAGGUUGGGAUGAUGAGACUUCGUUCUCGUGGGCAGUUUCAAGUGGACGCAAAGUUGUCGACUACUUCCUGAAUUCAAUAUUUGCUGAAAGUAACCAAGCUAGGAGUGCUGAAUUUAACCACAAGUACUCUGCCAACAAGAUCUCUGAGAUGCUCAACAUCAAUCUUGACGACAAGGAUUCGUUGGAAGCUUCCCUCUACUUCGAUUUUAUGAAUGAACAACGAUUGUUUGCCUUUGGUGAAAAUGACAUCAAGGGUUUGGCUAUUAGGUGGGCUCAGUACUUGCAAAAGCUUACUACUGGUAUCGAUGUGCACUACACAAAGAUCAUUAGUAGAAACAAAGUAUCAGUUAUGUUCCCUCUUGCUUCGGGUAUGCCUUUCAUAUAUAGAUACAACGAGCCAACCCUUAUCCACGUUCAAGGCAAAGUUAAAGGCAAAGUUGACUUCUCAGACAGAGAGGAUUACAAGAUGGCAAUUACACUGGACAAGGAUAUUCGUGUUACUUAUGCUGAAAAUCAUGACGGUAAAGCUGGUUUCCUGGAUCCACUCGGAAACCAAUAUGCGGUCGCAGGUCUUGUUAGCAAGUUCCAAGUGAACAUUCCUCUGAGAAUAAGGCUAGAAAUGAAGCAGGGUGAUAUUAAAGCCAACAUACGGCCAGUUGAACCUGAACAGGAUACUACAUUAGUGCACUACAGUGCUUGGCCAUAUACUGCUAGUCAGAAGAAGGAUUCAUUAGUGCCAUUUUCGCUGGAUCCUACCACGAAACUUAUUUCAAGGCCCGACAAAGUAGUUUCGAUUGACUACAGAUUUGGACAGCAAAUUGGCUCACCAUUCCAACUUCAGGGAUAUUCCUAUUCCGAAGAUUAUAGAAAUAUUUUCAACAUCGUACGACCCAACGACUUUACGUCUAGUAUAAUUACCGUUCUGAAACAAAGAGACGUUGCACAAACUCACUUCAACUUAAGAUAUCUUGGAAAACAGGCUAAGAGCAAAGGUGUUUGGAUAACGGGUGUUUAUGAUACUCAUUAUAACCUAAAGAAUGAAGGUCAAAUGCCAGAAACGGCUGCUGAAAUGAGCGACGUUUCACCUAACAGCCCAUCACGAAGAGAAGAAUUGAUCAAACGCGUUACUUCGGGAAUAAAUGGAGCGAGAGCCACAGUCUGGGACUUUAGCGCCAAAUUCGAUCUACCCCAGAAACUAGAAUACGUUUUCACAGCUGCCUAUGGCGAAAGUCAUGUAGACCCUAAGGUCCAGUUCGCAGUAUUCGCAGGCAAGAAUUCCGAUCAACCAAAUCAGUUCAACGCAGUGGGCACACUUAAGAAACCAGCUUCAAUAUCGCUGAUGAAUUUCCAAGAGGCUCUUCAGAAAGAACUGAAAAUGGAAUUCCAAGCUGAUAUUCGUUACAACAAAAAGGAAAAUAUUCACGUCCAAGGCUCCACGGAGCGUACCAAGAAAUAUGUAGAGGAGCUUCAGAAGCAACCUUGGGCUAAAGAGUGCUUCGAGGAAAUCGCUAGUGGCAACUUUUACCAGCGGGCUUGUCAUCAAGCAAUUGUAAUGGCGCAUGCCCCAGACAACUUUAAAUUCGGCGUUUUCUUCAAGGAUGUUAGCCCCUUGAUCAACAAUGGAGUCUACCAAGCGUUCAAAAUUGCUGAGGUUCUUGGUCUGUGGCAGUUAGAAGAGGCCCCUCAAAAACUGCCCCGCGACGGCAAACUCGACAUUAAUGUCAACCUUUCAUACUUGACGAAAACGAUGAGCCUUGAAUUGUUCCAUUCGUUCUAUGGACGUAUGCGUGUGAAGAACGUACCCAUUCCUGAAGUUGCGCCCGUUGCUUUGGCUACAUACUGGCCUAUCAGACCUCAUGAACGCGUGUUCAAUUACUACAAAACACACCAGUACCUGCCUAUGUGCAGCGUUGACGACUCCAAAGUGAGGACCUUCAGCGACCGGGACUUCGACUACAAACUGUCUCGCUCGUGGCAUGUCGUUGUGCUCGAUGACAGGCCUGGAAGCAAUGAAGACUUAGUUGUCCUGGCGAGAAGACCCAGCGAGAAGAGACAGGACAUUUACAUCUCCUACAGCUCUCACACCGGCAAACAUGUGGAGAUUGAAUUGCAACCAGCAGAAGGCCAGCACGAAUACAAUGUGAAAGUGAACACCAACGCCAAGAAGGUAGCCGAAGGAGCUCUCACAACUUAUUGGGAUGAGGUUGACAAAAUUCCCAUCCUUGAAUACUACAAGGAAGGUGACGUGCUCAUUCUGGAAAUCCGUGAAGAACGCCUUCGUCUUAUGUACGACGGAUACAGAUUCUCCCUCCUGUCUGAUGAAAGACGUAACAAGAACAGAGGAAUCUGUGGCUACAUGAGCGGGGAACCUCGUGAUGACUAUCGCACUCCUAACGGUGUGAUCGACAAGCCUGAAUACUUCGGUGUUUCUUAUGCUCUCAUCGAUGGCGAAUCUGACCCCAAAGAUAAGGAACUGCAAGUGCAAGCAAAGAAAGUAGCUUACCAACCCAAAGACAAGUUUACAGCUAUCCUUAAGUCGGACGAGGAAUGGGCUACCCAAAUGCGUUUAGCCAACGAAGAGGAAUGGGGAGCUGAAAUCAUUUACAAAUCUAGGAACUACCUGAAGUCGAAGGAACGUUGUGACUUGAAGCCUCAAGUUCAGUAUUACGAGAACCAUGGGGAGAUUUGCAUAACAACAAACCCUUUGCCCGCUUGUCAGAGCCACUGCAGCGGUGAGGAGUUCAGGAUCCAAGCUACACACGUGGUUUGCAAGUCCAAGCUUGACGAGCAAUUCCGUUCAUGGAAAGAUCUUAUCCGACAGGGCCAGAGCCCUAGAGUAACUGGAGUAGCAAAGAUUGCCCAAUACAGAGUGCCUAGCUCAUGCAAAGCGUAAAAUUUUCUCAUUUUUGUAGAUUAAUUUAAGUUUAAAGUCUUAAGUCUAACGAACUGGCUCGUUACACGGUUAUGAAUAGAUAUAUUUUUUUUAAAUGGUAUAGUACAAUAUAACAAUUCG